AUGACAAAAAAAGAAUUUGACCUGAACAAGAAUCUUUCAAAGAAGAACACUGUCCUCAAAGCUGAGAAAAAUGACAUCGAAAAAGGGAAAAAUGAUGAAAAGCCGACCAAAGACAUGAUAUCGAUACUGGAUAUCCUAAAAUACUCCACUGUCGCCGAUUACAUCUUUGUCUUCAUCGGCUUCCUCGGCUCAGUGGCCACCGGCUCAGGAUGGCCCGUGAUGACCAUUCUAUUUGGCAAUGUGGUGGACGUCUUUGUGGACUUUGAGGUGGCGUACGCCAAUGCCACUGAUGCUAACCUGCCUACAGAUCACCUGGUGCAGGAGUUUAUGAGUCAGAUAUACUUGCUCUCGGGACUGCUGCUGGUGGUCAUGGCGGUCUUUAUUGCCGGAAACUACGCCAACGUUCACUGCUUUCAGAUGUUCUCACUGCGGCAGAUGAGUGAGAUCAAGAAGCGCUACUUUAAGUCCAUUCUACGACAGGAAGUCGCCUGGUACGACCAGCAAAGCUCAGGCGAGUUUGCCUCACGAAUCUCAUCGGACUUUAAGAAGUUUGAGUCGGGCAUCAAUGAAAACCUCGGUUUGCUCAUUUACAAUGUCACCGGUUGUGUGGUGAACUUGAUCGUUGGCCUUGUCUACGGGUGGAAACUGUCACUGGUAAUCAUUGCUAUGGCGCCCAUCAUUGGCGCCUCAUCGUACAUUAUGACACGGUUCCAGUCGCGGUAUACUCAACAAGAACUGCAAUCUUACUCAGUGGCCAGUUCGGUGGCUGAGGAGGCGAUCUCCGCAAUUCGAACAGUAUUUGCAUUUGGUGGACAGCACAAAGAAAGCAGUCGCUACGAGAAGAUGCUCAAGCCGGCGAUGUUAUCCGGUUGCAAGCGAAACAUCGUCACCGCCAUUGGAAACUCCGUCAGUUGGGGCACGCUCUACGCCAGCUUUGCUCUAG
This is a messenger RNA of Rhagoletis zephyria (snowberry fruit fly), 943 nucleotides long. RefSeq names its product multidrug resistance protein 1-like. The record is from RefSeq and is a predicted model, not a curated record. Gene Ontology annotation, molecular function: ABC-type oligopeptide transporter activity; ATP binding. Gene Ontology annotation, cellular component: mitochondrial inner membrane. Gene Ontology annotation, biological process: oligopeptide export from mitochondrion. NCBI's taxonomy places the organism in Eukaryota, Metazoa, Arthropoda, Insecta, Diptera, Tephritidae.